GUGAAGUGUGUGUGUUUUCCUGCCGGUUUUUGAUUGUGUGUGACACUGAAGCCGGGAGCGAUGCCUGAACUGGCGGUAGAUAGAGUUGUGGUUCACCCGUUGGUGCUGCUUAGUGUAGUAGAUCAUUUUAACAGAAUUGGAAAGGUUGGAAACCAAAAGAGAGUUGUCGGUGUUUUGCUGGGCUCCUGGCACAAAAAAAUAUUAGAUGUCUCCAACAGUUUUGCAGUUCCAUUUGAUGAAGAUGAUAAAGAUGACUCUGUCUGGUUUCUGGAUCAUGACUAUCUGGAGAACAUGUAUGGGAUGUUCAAAAAGGUCAAUGCUCGUGAGCGGAUAGUUGGCUGGUACCAUACUGGGCCAAAGCUUCAUAAAAAUGACAUCGCUAUCAAUGAACUCAUGAAAAGAUAUUGCCCAAACUCAGUGCUGGUUAUAAUUGAUGUGAAGCCAAAAGAUCUGGGCCUUCCCACUGAGGCAUACAUUUCUGUGGAAGAAGUUCAUGAUGAUGGCACACCAACUUCCAAGACUUUUGAACAUGUCACCAGUGAGAUUGGUGCGGAAGAGGCAGAAGAAGUUGGGGUGGAACAUUUGUUAAGAGAUAUCAAAGACACUACAGUCGGGACCUUGUCACAGCGUAUCACAAACCAGGUGCAUGGACUGAAGGGGCUGAACUCCAAACUGCUUGACAUCAGGAGCUACCUGGAGAAAGUGUCCUCAGGCAAACUACCCAUCAAUCACCAGAUCAUCUAUCAGCUGCAGGACGUCUUCAACCUACUGCCAGAUGUCAACCUUCAAGAGUUUGUCAAGGCCUUCUACCUAAAGACUAAUGACCAGAUGCUUGUGGUCUAUCUAGCCUCGUUAAUUCGCUCUGUGGUAGCCCUUCAUAAUCUUAUCAAUAAUAAGAUCGCCAAUAGGGACGCGGAAAAGAAGGAAGGUCAGGAGAAAGAGGAGAGCAAGAAGGAGAGGAAAGAUGAAAAGGAAAAAGAGAAAAGUGAUGCAAAGAAAGAAGAAAAGAAGGAGAAGAAAUGAGUUGUAUUAAUAGUAUUUUUGUUGUUGUUCAGGGAAUGGAUAGGCCUAUUAAAGCAAAUCUUGUAAACAGAAACUGCUCAGGCUUUUCUUAUUAUAACUGCAGGGGAGGAUCUUGCAACAUCUCAUGAGGCAUGGAUGGCAUACUUAGUGGCAUUACAUUAAAACAGCUAUAAAAUUGUACUACAUCACUCUUCCAUUGUCAUUCUUUGAUGAGCAGUGAUAUCUUUAGUGCACAAUAUAGUCCCUACAUUCAUAUUUCCAUGAGUAACAAUUUUGGAGUUUAGUAUAUAGAUUUUUUUUUUCUGAGAGACCUGCGUGUGUGGUGGAAGAGCAGCAUCUUCCAGGCAUUUUGUGUGGGAGAUUUGGCUGUUAUUUCACUUCUGCAAAAAUCAUUAAAAGAUUUAUGAGAA
This is a messenger RNA of Xenopus laevis (African clawed frog), 1433 nucleotides long. It is a transcript of the gene psmd7.L, whose product is annotated as proteasome 26S subunit, non-ATPase 7 L homeolog. Gene Ontology annotation, cellular component: proteasome regulatory particle; proteasome complex. Gene Ontology annotation, molecular function: peptidase activity. The record is from RefSeq and is marked provisional. Lineage: Eukaryota; Metazoa; Chordata; Amphibia; Anura; Pipidae. Gene Ontology annotation, biological process: proteasome-mediated ubiquitin-dependent protein catabolic process.